Molecule: messenger RNA, 1944 nt
Organism: Metarhizium brunneum ARSEF 3297
Lineage: Eukaryota; Fungi; Ascomycota; Sordariomycetes; Hypocreales; Clavicipitaceae
Product: Oxygen-dependent choline dehydrogenase
Molecular function (GO): flavin adenine dinucleotide binding; oxidoreductase activity, acting on CH-OH group of donors
Source: RefSeq, a predicted model, not a curated record
AUGAUGAUGCGCUCCUCGUGGCAAGCGGCCCUCGCCGGCCUCUCCCUGCUGAGCUCCCUCGCGGCGGCGGCCAACCUCACGGGCUACGAAUACGUCGUGGUCGGGUCCGGGGCCGGCGGCGGGCCUCUGGCCGCCCGACUCGCGCUGGCCGGGCACAAGACGCUCCUCAUCGAGGCCGGCGACGACCAGGGCAACAACCCCAACUACACGGUGCCGGCGUACUCGGCGCGCUCGUCCGAGGACGAGAAGCUCGCGUGGAACUUUUACGUGCGGCACUACGCCGACGACGCCCGGCAGGCGCGCGACUACAAGACGUCGUACCGGACGGCCGACGGCACGCUGUACACGGGGCUCAACCCGCCGCCGGGCGCCGAGAUGCUCGGCACGCUGUACCCCCGGACCGGCACCCUCGGCGGCUGCACCGCGCACAACGCCCUCGUCGCCAUCUACCCGCACCGCUCCGACUUCGAGUACGUCGCCUCGCUGACGGGCGACGCCUCCUGGGCCCCCGACAACAUGCGCAAGUACUUUGUGCGCAUGGAGAAGAACCGCUACCUGCUGCCGCUGCUGGCCAAGGGCCACGGCUUCGACGGCUGGCUGGACACGGAGCGCGCCCCCAUCACCCUGCCCCUCGAGGACCCCAAGCUGCUCAGCCUGAUUGCCGGCGGCAGCUUCGCCCUCGGCAACUACUCGCGCCUGCUGCCCAACCUGCUCGACGUGGCCCUGGGCGACGCCAACGAGGACUCGGAGUCGCGCGACCGCGACGGCGGCUACUUCCAGAUCCCGCUCUCCGCCGGCGACGGCCGCCGCUACGGCUCGCGCGAGUUUGUCGUCGCCACGCGCGACGCCAAGAACCCCGACGGCUCCAAGAAGUACCCCCUCGACGUGCGCAUGAACUGCCACGUCACGCGCGUCGUCUUUGACGAGUCCGGCGGCGGCGAGCCGCGCGCCACGGGGGUCGAGUUCCUCGACGGCGCCUACCUCUACCGCGCCAGCCCGCGGUCCGGCUCGGCCGCCAAGGGCGUCCCCGGCUCGGCCACCGCCUCCAGGGAGGUCAUCAUCGCCGGGGGCGCGUACAACUCGCCGCAGCUCCUCAAGCUCAGCGGCGUCGGGCCGGCCUCGGAGCUCGCGCAGUUCGGCAUCCCGCUCGUCAAGGACCUGCCGGGCGUCGGCACCAACCUCCAGGACCACUACGAGGUGGCGGUGCAGGGCCGGCUCCCGUCCGACUGGCGCUUCCUCUCGGGCUGCACCUUCAGCGACGACAACGACCCGUGCCUCGACCGCUGGCGGCGCCCGGGCCUGCUCACCGGCCGCGGGGCCUACGUGUCCAACGGCUUCGCGGCCGCCAUGCUCAUGAAGUCGUCGGUCGCGAGCGAGUACGACGCCUUCCUGUUCGGCGGGCCCGUCAACUUCCGCGGCUACUUCCCCGGCUACAGCUACAACAUCACCGCCGACCACGACGUCUUCACCUGGGCCAUCCUCAAGGGCCACCCGCGCAACACGGCUGGGCACGUGCGCCUGCGCAGCGCCGACCCGCUCGACGUGCCCGACGUGCUGUACAACUACUUUGACACGGGGAGCGGCGACAGCGCCGCCGACCUGACGGCCAUCCGGGAGGCCAUUGGCGUGGCGCGCGACGCAUUUAGUCGCCAGCUCGUCAAGGUGGACGAGGUGCUGCCCGGCGCGGGGGUCCGGUCCGCCGCCGAGGUCGAGGCCUACGCGAGGGACACGGCCUGGGGGCACCACGCGUCGUCGACGUGUCCUAUCGGCGCGGACGGCGACCCCAUGGCCGUCCUGGACUCGAGUUUUCGGGUGAGGGGCGUCAAGGGCCUGCGCGUCGUCGAUGCGUCUGUUUAUCCUAGGAUUCCGGGGACUUUUACCGCCCUGUCGACGUACAUGGUUGGCGAGAAGGCGGCGGAUGUCAUCUUGAGCCAGAACAAGUAG